AUGCUAUCAGUAGAUCCAUACCAACAAAAACAACAACAGCUCCAGAAAUUGCGACAAGAUGCAGAUACUGCAGCGGUAAACAAACAGAUUGAGCAAGCUAAAGCCAAAGCUAAAAAGCUCUAUGAAGAGAUUGUCACAGUUAAGCAAAAGAUCCAAGACUCAACAUUGCAGUCUAAUUCUGUCAAUGUGAGUACAAUUCCGCAGAAUUCAUGCAAGUUGAAGCUUUACAACACAUUAACAGGCCACCUGAACAAAGUAGCAAAGAUUUGUUGGAAUACAGAGUCGUCGAGGAUCCUAUCGGCUUCACAGGAUGGGUUCAUGAUUAUUUGGGAUGCAGUUACCGGUUUCAAGAAACAAGCAAUCCAACUAGACAACCCAUGGGUUCUAACUUGCAGUUUAUCACCAAAUGAAAAAAUGGUUGCUUCAGCGGGAUUGGAUAAUGCUUGCACAAUUUUCAAAAUCAAAGCUGACACGAGUAAUAAUCCCGUUCAACAAACAAAUAAAAGAGAAGGCGUCUUGACCAACUCAUUUCCAAUGCAAGCUGGAUUUUAUCAGUCAGUACAAUCAAUUUUUAAGGGCCACACUGCAUAUAUAUCAGACUGUGAAUUCAUCGGGAACAACUCUAUAGUCACUGCAAGUGGUGAUAUGACUUGUUCAUUAUGGGACGUAACAAAGGGAUCUAAAUCCCGUGAUUUUAUCGACCAUGUAGGUGAUGUCUUGUGCUUGGCAAUCUUUCCGAAAGACAUUCUACUGGACAACCUUUUUAUCAGUGGAUCAUCUGAUGGAUACGUUAAAGUUUGGGACUUGCGACAAGCAACGCCUACACAAAGUUUUAGUAUUUCUAAUAGUGAUGUCAACUGCGCAAAAAUAUUUCCGGAUGGCAACGCAUUUGCAAUUGGGUCAGAUGAUGGUCUAGUGAGACUAUUUGAUUUAAGGAGUGACUGUGGAUUGGCUAACUACUCAUUGCAGCUGGCUUUAAUCAAUAGCCAGACGGCGUUGGAAGGCUUGCCGCAGUUGCACUUGCCUACAAGAGAAUUGUCAGAUGUAGCAGCCAACAAAACAGUCACCAAAGCUUCAGGAACCACGGAUAAGGCAAGUGCUCUUGCCACUUCCACCUCCAACACCAAUACUAGCACCAACAUCAGCAACAAUACCAACACCAAUAACAACAACAACAACAACAACAACAACCAACAAGCACAAAACUGUGAAAAUGAGUCUUUACGUGGAGGAAUUUUCAGCAAAAGUACAAAUAGCGACCGUGCAAGUAUCAACUCAAGGGCAUCGGUAUUAGAAAAUCAAGGUGUUUUCUCUCUUGACUUUGGCAAAAGUGGCAGAUUCUUAUAUGCGUGCUAUUCGGAAUAUGGAUGUGUCGUGUGGGACACUUUAAAGAACGAUGUCAUUGGGACUUUAGGUAAUGAUCAUUUGAACAAAAUCAGUAACGUUAGUGUAAGUCCUGACGGAAUUGGGUUAGCCACUGGCUCAUGGGAUGCCACAAUUAAAGUCUGGAGUGUUUAG
Lodderomyces elongisporus is the source of this 1518-nucleotide messenger RNA. RefSeq names its product G protein subunit beta (gene STE4). The transcript has a single exon. Gene Ontology annotation, biological process: G protein-coupled receptor signaling pathway. Gene Ontology annotation, cellular component: heterotrimeric G-protein complex; cytoplasm. The record is from RefSeq and is a predicted model, not a curated record. The coding region runs from base 1 to 1518 and encodes 505 amino acids. Gene Ontology annotation, molecular function: protein binding; signaling receptor complex adaptor activity. NCBI's taxonomy places the organism in Eukaryota, Fungi, Ascomycota, Pichiomycetes, Serinales, Debaryomycetaceae.